Phalaenopsis equestris is the source of this 1617-nucleotide messenger RNA. RefSeq lists its product as uncharacterized. NCBI's taxonomy places the organism in Eukaryota, Viridiplantae, Streptophyta, Magnoliopsida, Asparagales, Orchidaceae. The record is from RefSeq and is a predicted model, not a curated record. The transcript has 9 exons. Bases 465 to 1544 code for a protein of 359 amino acids.
CAUACACUAAGCACUAAGGCUGAGCCGCACCUAAAUUAUCGCCCCAAACCGGCCCUAAUUCGCGCACUCGCUGAGCUCGCCGCUCAAGAAUCUACCCCGCUCGACUCCCGCUCCUUUCUGCACCGAAGCCCUCGCCUAUCCUCCCUGCGCCGAAGACCUCUUUUCGAUCCCGCCUCCUGCCCCAAAACCCUCGCCUCUUCCUCCCCUCGAUCCCGCCUCUGCACCGGAGCCCUCACUCGAUCCCGUCUCUGCACCGAAGCCCGUCCCCGCUUCUUCUUUCUACUUCGCCGCGAAGGUCGCCGGCUCCCACAGUUGCCGGAGUUUCGCCGGUUGCUCGGUAUUGUCGCCGGUUGCUCGAUAUUUUUACUGAGGCUCUCAAGUCGGUUGUAACUCAAAGUCCUCCUUCAGAAGAAAGGCGAAGCUUUUGAUAGCCAACCCAGAUUGAGAGCGCGCUGGAAAUUUGGAUGGAUUCUGAGAACGAGAACUUGGAGGAGAGGCUGAAAUCUCUCCUUUUCCAGCUAAGUUCUGAGUCUGGAAUUCUUGAGAGGAUUGUUCACAAAAGUAAGAACCAACACCGUAGAUCUCUUUACUUCCAAGCCCUUCUCAAGGUGAGGAGGGAUUUGAGGCUUCUACAGUUAGCAGGGCUCGGCCAGAUCUUGAAUGCCCUUUUCCUUGUCACUAGAGGGAAAUUUUCUAUUGAAAAUACUUCUCAUUCGAGGUUUAAUAAGAAUAAGAACCAAGGUGGAAAGCACACCUACCACAAUCGACUCUUGGGUGUGGCACGCUUACUAUCACAGAUGGUUGAGCCUAUACUGAAGGCUGCGAUUGAGAUAUCUCUCCUGCUUGCUAAGACUUUCUUCAUGGGAUUUUCACUCACUAUACUGGCUUGCCUCGGACGUCUUCGAGUUCUUGUUCAACAGAUUUUACUCGACGUGGUUUCUGUAUUCAAUAUGGUAUCAGCUCACUCUCAAAAGCAUUCCCUGAAACUUUCUAGUGAAGGAAUUGAGGCUUUUGUUGAAUAUUAUUCUACCAGUGGUGAUAUUCUAACGUUGGAAUGCACUUGGAAGGAUGACAAAUAUGUGUUACACGAAGUUACACAAUGUCGCAAUGAAAAUAUCUCAAAAGAACAAGUAGCUUUGCCUUUCAACGCUCCAAUUGAGUAUCAAACUUUAGAAUGUUUGGGCGAAGGUUCAUGCACUGAUCAAGAAACAAAAUUGCCUGUUUUGCAACCUCAUACCCACUGCAGUAUAAAGAGUGUAGAUUUGAAAAUAUCUCCGGUUACAGGACCUGUUUGUGAACCUAUUUCUGACAAUGAUUUGCAGAAAAGUUCAACAAGCCUAAAACCUCAAAGUAAAUCAAGGAAGACAGUUGCAUUUGUUGCUGUUCAAAUCCCUAAAACCUCUGAAACAGAGCCGAGCGAACCGGUGAAGAAGAAGAUGAGAUUCGAUUUACCUUUCAGUCAAAAUUUUGAUGAUUCUACCACUGCUAUUGAUUCAUUUCCAGAUUUUCCCUUCAGUGGAGCUCAGAAAAUGUCUUUGUUUUGAGUAUUUCUUGAAUUUUAAUGAGAUUUAUAGCUCUGAGCGAAGGAUUUUAGGAAGAUUUACAUACAUAUCACUC